Molecule: messenger RNA, 1722 nt
Organism: Fulvia fulva
Lineage: Eukaryota; Fungi; Ascomycota; Dothideomycetes; Mycosphaerellales; Mycosphaerellaceae
Product: Palmitoyltransferase pfa3
Exons: 1
Coding region: 1-1722 (573 amino acids)
Biological process (GO): protein targeting to membrane; peptidyl-L-cysteine S-palmitoylation
Cellular component (GO): Golgi apparatus; endoplasmic reticulum
Molecular function (GO): protein-cysteine S-palmitoyltransferase activity
Source: RefSeq, a predicted model, not a curated record
AUGCCAUCGACCUCCUUCUCGGACAUGCCAACACUGGCCGCACCUACGUCCACACCAUCGCCACCAUUCCAUCGCCGACGCAAGAGUUGGGCCCGCAAGCUUGAACGCUGCUGCUGUCAGACUUUCGCCUACUUUCCGCUUACCUUCGUCUAUGGCCUUACAACCUGGGCAGUCUAUGUCGAAGUCGAUGUAUCGUUCCUUGGUAUACACACUGGAUGGGCCUACUUCCGUGCUGGGCAGGGUAUCCUGCUGUAUGCGCUAGCCAACGUCUCAUACACGAUCGCUGUGUUCACGGAUCCAGGCUCCCCAUCGGAUCCUAAGCUGGACAACUCCAACACCGGAAGCAGGAAAGGCGGUGGCUAUGAAGGGCUGCCGACGUUCGAAGACGACGGAGAUGAGACAGAUGGGGUAGUACCGGCAGAAUGGAUGACCACGGUGACAGCAAAGAGCACUGGCCAGCCGCGAUACUGCAAGAAAUGCAACAACAUCAAGCCGGACCGGACGCAUCAUUGCUCGACAUGCGGGAAGUGUGUACUGAAGAUGGACCACCACUGUCCUUGGCUAGCGACUUGCGUAGGUUUGAGGAACUACAAGGCAUUCAUACUAUUCUUGGUCUACACAAGUCUCUUCUGUUGGGUAUCGUUCGCAGUAGCGGCUACCUGGAUUUGGGCUGAGAUAAUCGAUGGCUCGCAGAUGGAGGAAGGUUUGCGAGUGGUCAACGUUAUAUUGCUAUCUGUCUUGGCCGGGAUCAUUGGAUUGGUACUGUCUGGCUUCACUGCAUGGCAUUUGUACCUCUGCUUGACCAACCAAACCACGAUUGAGAGCCUGGAGAAGACGAGAUACCUGAGUCCGUUGAAGAAGAGCAUGGAGCAUCAGUUCCGGGAGAACAGAAACUAUCUUGGACGAGAGACGCACAGCGCUGGAGACAUUGCUGCGGACGAAGAUCAAAGUCUGGGCGACAGGCUCAGGGCAAUUCACGCGAAUGCUUUACCAGGCGUCCUUCGACCAGAAGAAGGCGAUGCGUCACUAACACCGUCUCGCGAUCCUUCGCCAAUACCUCCUGCCGCUGCGAGUGCCUCGCCAGCGCAUCAGAGCUUACGGCGAUCCUAUGCAUCGCUUGAAGCUCAACGAGAGCGUGAUCGGUACAAUUCCUAUCUCGACGAGCAAGACUCCGAGAAGCUUCCCAACGCUUUUGAUGUUGGAUGGAAACGCAAUCUGCGGCACGUUCUUGGGAACGAACCUCUGUACUGGUUCCUCCCAAUCUGCAAUACCAGCGGCAACGGCUGGCAGUGGGAAGUAAGUCCUCGGUGGAACGAGGCCCGGGAUCGUAUCGCGAGCGAGAGGGAUCGGCGCGCGAGGGAAGAAGCGCUCUGGAAUCAAGGUGCUGCCCCUCAGCGCAGUUUUGAACCACCACCGAGAGACCUGCGGUGGACACCAGGACAGGGCUUCGUGGACCGUGAAAGACAUGCAGUGCAUGAAGGGCGGAGAAGUCCUGCCAAACACUUGAAUGGUGACUCGAGUAUGCAGAUGCAGCCACUAGACCGGAGGAAGCAUAGUUCGUCUUCAGACGUUGACUAUGACACUUCAAGUGAUGAAGAGGGACGGCAGAAGAAGAAUCCAUCAGCGACAGCGAAUUGGAACGACAUACCUGAAGACUUCUUGGACCCCAAGGCUAGCCAGGGAAGACGGAGUAGAAGUCAGGCCAGAACGAAGGGAGAUUAG